Messenger RNA from Besnoitia besnoiti, 894 nucleotides. RefSeq names its product SAG-related sequence. The transcript is spliced from 2 exons. The coding region runs from base 1 to 894 and encodes 297 amino acids. The record is from RefSeq and is a predicted model, not a curated record. Lineage: Eukaryota; Apicomplexa; Conoidasida; Eucoccidiorida; Sarcocystidae. Gene Ontology annotation, cellular component: membrane.
AUGACGUGCACGGCGCGCACAGUGAAAGCCCAGGAUGACGCUGCUGUAGACCAGAAGGUGUGCACGAAGAGCGUUUCGCCAAUCACUGUAAAAGUUGAUGCCGACACGAAGACGGUCACAUUCACAUGCGGCGAAGGUUUUCAACACCUGUGGCCUGCUGAGUCGAAAGAAGAACCAAGCAAAUUGACUGAAUAUUUCACAGAUGACGGGUGCCAGAAAACGGAGAAACUCACCGAAACGUUCGGUGAGAAAUCCACGCUCCAGAAGAAAACCGCCGCCCCUACCGUGCCGCCUAGAGAAUUGCAAGCCAGGGACACCUCGCCCGUCUCCUACACACUGACUUUGGGAUCUCUUCCAGACGCACAACAGGAGAUAUACUUCACGUGCGCGAACAAGGCUUACAGUCCGCCCGAGCAGAGGAGCGCACCCAAAGAAGAAUCCUGCGUAGUGAAGGUUGUCGUCCCAAAAAAGCCUACCCCACCUCUGGGCACCUGCGUCCCUGGCGGAGGAGCUAUGAUCCUUGCCGUCUCUACGGCAGGCGGAAGUGCCGCAUUCAAGUGCGGCGAGGAAAACAGCAAACUCCUCCCAUCAGACACACGCGUCUUCAGCGAAGACUGCCAGCAUGAACAAUCCCUGAUCGCUGCGAUCCCUUCGGCCCAACUAUCCUCUUCAGGCAACUCCCACACCUUGACUGUGCCGAAGUUGCCGCAAGCGGGCGCCACCAUAUGUUACAAGUGUGUGGACAAGGAAAACGAGGGGAAGAACCAAUGCAGCGUCAAAAUCAGCGUUAGUGGUUCGGAAAGCUCCGGUGUCGCGGCGGAAACAGUGUCCGGAUUCUUGCAGAGUGCUCUCACUGUGUUUGCUGCCCUUGACGCCUUCCACUCUCAUUGGUGA